Ooceraea biroi (clonal raider ant) is the source of this 9327-nucleotide messenger RNA. It is a transcript of the gene ChT, whose product is annotated as choline transporter. The record is from RefSeq and is a predicted model, not a curated record. Lineage: Eukaryota; Metazoa; Arthropoda; Insecta; Hymenoptera; Formicidae. Gene Ontology annotation, cellular component: plasma membrane. Gene Ontology annotation, molecular function: choline:sodium symporter activity. Gene Ontology annotation, biological process: choline transport; transmembrane transport; acetylcholine biosynthetic process.
GCCGCUGGUACCCCAUAGUCGUCGCCGCAUCGACCGCGCUGGUAACUGGUCCCACGUACAAUGAAGUAGUCAUGGUCGUUGCGGGUUGCUGAAUCGGAAAAGUUUAUAGGAAACAAAAAGCAGUCACUUUCUUGAUUCUUCCAGGUGAAGAACCGUGCUGAUCCCCGCGAUCGGUCCCGGUGCCGUGGGCGCAGGAGGCAGGCAACGAGGGGAGGUGGGAACGAAGAAACCAGGCAGGCAGGGAAGCAGCAGGCUCAGUGAGUUGGGUGAAAAUCGAUGGCCAUCAGCGCCCAUGGGCGGCCUCGCGUUUAGGACAAGGAAUAGCCCCUCCCAGAAGACCUCGCUCCGGUGGGGCGACUGCUGUCCCCCAAACCCCAAUCCAACGUCGUCGUCGGUCGUCUGGAAGCAUCGUCAUCAGGCCAUGCCGCCGGUGCCCGUGUGAGGUUGCCCCCCGCUGUUGCGUGAUUGUACCUCGCGGGGAUUUCAGAGAUAUCCGGACGAUCCGAAAGCGGAUCGACCGCCGAACUUCUCGGACCUACGUCUCCGUCAGCUCGAAUUCGCGCCGGUGGACCUUUACUCCUCGAAGAUGAUCAACAUCGCUGGGGUGAUCUCGAUCGUUCUGUUCUACCUGCUGAUCCUGGGCGUAGGAAUAUGGGCGGCCAGGAAGAAGGAGGCGGGAAACGACUCCGAAGAAGAAGUCAUGCUGGCUGGCCGCUCGAUAGGCCUCUUCGUCGGAAUAUUCACAAUGACGGCGACCUGGGUCGGUGGCGGUUACAUCAACGGCACCGCCGAGGCGAUCUAUACGAGGGGCCUGAUCUGGUGCCAGGCGCCCUUUGGAUACGCCCUGAGUCUGGUCUUCGGUGGUAUAUUCUUCGCGAACAAGAUGCGACAGCAGGGGUACGUUACGAUGUUGGAUCCACUUCAAGACGCGUUCGGGGAGCGCAUGGGUGGCCUCCUCUUUUUGCCUGCUCUGUGCGGUGAGGUCUUCUGGGCGGCGGGCAUCCUCGCGGCCCUCGGCGCCACGCUGGCGGUCAUCAUCGACAUGGAUCAAGGCACUUCUGUCAUCCUGAGUGCCUGCAUCGCGGUUUUCUACACCCUCUUCGGCGGUCUCUACUCCGUCGCUUACACUGACGUCAUUCAGCUCUUUUGCAUAUUUAUCGGUCUGUGGAUGUGUAUUCCGUUCGCUUGGGCCAAUCCGAAGGUGGAGUCUCUCAGUUCCAUGGACGUUGACUGGAUCGGCAAAGUGAGUCCCGACGAGUACUGGUUUUAUUUGGAUUACGGUUUACUUUUGGUAUUCGGCGGCAUACCUUGGCAAGUGUACUUCCAACGCGUCCUCUCCUCGAAAACCGCGGGCAGGGCACAGAUAUUGAGUUACGUUGCCGCUAUGGGUUGCAUCCUCAUGGCUAUUCCUCCCGUUCUGAUUGGUGCAAUCGCCAAGGCAACACCUUGGAACGAGACGGGAUACACCGGUCCCUAUCCCUUCACGGAGCAAGAGACCAGCAUGAUUUUGCCGCUGGUCUUGCAACAUCUGACGCCGGACUUCGUCUCCUUCUUCGGGUUGGGAGCGGUAUCGGCGGCCGUGAUGUCUUCUGCGGACAGCAGCAUCCUCUCUGCUAGUUCGAUGUUUGCUAGAAACAUUUACAAAUUGAUCUUCCGUCAGCGGGCGUCGGAGAUGGAGAUCAUCUGGGUGAUGCGAGCGGGGAUUGGCGUGGUCGGCGUGCUGAGCACCGUGAUGGCCCUCACGAUACCUUCGAUCUACGGCCUCUGGUCGAUGUGCUCAGACCUCGUCUACGUGAUCCUGUUCCCGCAGCUGCUGAUGGUGGUGCACUUCAAGGACUACUGCAACACCUACGGCAGCCUAUCAGCGUACAUAAUCGCCUUCCUGGUGCGGAUCAGCGGUGGUGAGCCGAUGCUGGGCCUGCCCGCGCUGAUCCACUUCCCAGGCUAUAAUGCGGAGACCGCGACACAGAUGUUCCCGUUCAGGACGAUGGCGAUGCUGAUGUCGCUGGUGACUUUGGUCGGCGUGUCGUACGGCACGCAAUACGCCUUCCUGAACGGACGGCUCGCGCCGGGCUACGACGUCUUCAGGUGCGUGGUGAACAUCCCGGAGGACGUCGAGCGGGUCGGCCCGGACCCGGCCGAAGGCGAGCAGAUGGCCGUCCUGGCCGCCGGCGUCGGCAGACUGUACGGCAGUAAGGACGAAUCCAACGGCCGAGUGAACCCUGCACUCGAGCCGGACUACGACAUGGAGCCGGGAUGCACGAUGAUCGGGGGUGCUCCAGACGGCGUCGUCAGCAGUGGCGGCGGUGGCGGCGGCGUCGGUGGCACCGGAGGGCACAUGGUACCCCACGUGCCCGGCGGUGCGACCCGACAACCGCAAUCCAGCACCGCGUUCUAAUUCCCGGUUCCGUGAUCGCAUGCUGUGACCAACAAUAAGUGCGGCGGUGUGGGCCCCUCUCUUUCGUUCCUUCUCUCCUGUGACCCCCUCGUCGAUCUUCUUCUUCCUGGUUUCCGUCGUUAUCUUUCCGGACGUUUCGUUCAGUGAGACAUUCAGGUUUCUUUCGUCGGAGGAACCCCGUUUCCGGUCAGCUUUCCUCAGCGAGAUCUUUUCGAUUAAAAUCGCUGUUCGCUGUUCUUUUUCUCUCUUUCGAAAGAGAGACUUCCGGUGCCGCGAGUUCCCGAUGAACGCGAUCAACGAUUGUUCUGCAUACGUUUUACGUAUUUGUUGAAAGAUUUUAUUGGCGCGUUAAUUUUACUGACAUUUGAUUGUCACGUUAUUAAUUGUGUUGUUCAUAUAUAACUGACAGAUAUAUAUUUUACUGUUAAUAGAAUUUUUGCUUACUGAGGUCAUUUGUUGAGCGCUAUUCUGAAAUCUUGCUGGACGACAGUUAAUACUAGAACGUCCAAUGUACUUGCUUUUCCGCAUCGUUUCCACAUCUCGAGCGUAAUCGCUAUCGACGCGGCGCCCAUUAUCGCGUAUCUCUAGCUCUAGCAUUGCUUUCUCUAGUGACACGCGUCCCCGAGAAUUACGAGGAUAAUUACCGCGAUUACCGUAGAUGAUCGAAAUUAUCAGUGGCGCAGCAAAUUAUCUAUCUCGGGGGUUCGUUCUAGUGUUAACCGACUUUCCGACUUUCCCGGCUCGUUGCGUAAAUCCUCCUCAGUGUAUUUCCGGUACGCUUUUCUUUUUCCUACCCGCUCUACGACCACGAAGCUCCAAGACGAGCCAACAAUGCGGUGGCCUGCGGUAAGUCCGAAACGAAGUUUCUUUCGUACUUGUGUGCGUGUGUACGUGUGUAUGUGCGUGCGUGCGUGCGCGGGUGUAUCUGUGUACGUGUGUAUGUGCCUGUAUACGUGUGUGUAUGUUGCACGCUGCUGGUGCCCGUGUAACGAUCAGUACCUGCCCGCGUCCGCUCGCGUUCGUGCUCCCGUCGUGUUUCUGUUCACAUGGGAGAAGUGAUAGACAAUGACAAAAUGAAGAAAAGAUAAGAGAAAAAUAAGAGAGAGAGAGAAAUAUAAAGAUAGCCGGGAAGCAGGCGCGAGCGGUAACAAGGGGAUAAGCGUAGUGUUUUCAAACCGGAAGUCGGAGCUUCAGGCGUAUUCGGGCCGGGCGUCCCUAUCCCGCACCGCCAAUUAGGCCUAGUGAUCUCCUUGUUUUCUUUUUGGAGAAGUAUAUAUGAUAGGUAUAUAUGAUAGGUAUAUAUAUACAUAUAUAUAUACAUAUAAUACAUACAAGAGAAGAGAUAUUAUAUAUAUAUAUAUAUAUUUAGAGUUUAACGAAGCUGCUUGAGGGCGUACGAAGUGCGAACGAUCUGCCUGAUCUGAGAAAAUCGACGGUGAUCGUGGGGGUUCCCGUCGAGGGGUUCCCGCACGAUCGAUCGGCGGCGGCUUCUUCGUUAAAAAUUAAUUAGAUCGAGCGGCCAACGUGUUAGCGUUCAUGCGGGAUUAUGCGCGGAAUAUCGUAGGCGUAUCGCGUAUUCUCUCUUGACUUUGCAUACAUCAGUCGCUGCAACGACAAAGGAGAUUUGUCGUCGCUGAGGUCUACGUGGUCUACUGCAAUCCCUGACCUUUUCGGAUAAUGCAACUUUGAUUCUCGUUUAAUGUCAAAAGCGUUACCCCAGCGGGAUCGAAACUCGGAGCUUCACAACAAUGCACGUGUUUCGAAAUUGUGAAAUUAGAUAGACGGAAAGGGUACGCGAUGCCUCCGAAACAUCCUUCGAAUCGUUGCUCCGCGUUUCAUGCUAAAUACAACAAUCUCCGUCUAAUUUAAAAUUUGGACGAAUAAUAUAAAGACAUAUAUAAAGUAUAUAAACAUAUAUAAAAAUGAAUAAAAUAAAGAGAUUGAAGAAAAGAGGACGUGUGGAAGAAUCAGACUGUUAUAUUUAGCAUCAAGGGCGCAUGAGGAAUAUAGAAGGAGGCACAUGAAUGAUUUAUAUUCAUCGUCAAUCUAGAUAUCAAGAAUGUUAUGAAAGAAUGCAAUAGUAAAAGAUAUUGACUCUCUAAUAUUUCUAUUAAUAAUCAAAUAAUAAUGAUAAAUUAUAUUGUUCUCAAAAUUAUAUAAUUAUAUUGAUAUAUUGACUGACGAUAAAUAUGCAUAUCAAUCGGUCACUCCUUCAAGACGAAAGAAAGACCCCAUCCAUCCUCCUUUAUCGCUGUGCAAUUAGUUUGUGCUAUAAUUAGUUGCCGUGCGUCGUAAUGUCGGGUGUCCGUGUCGGUGUCAGGAGAAGAGGUAAAACGAAGCUUUUGUACUUGCGAUCGAUCGUCGUUCUUCCCUCGUUUCAUCCAGUCGAACGUACAAGAACACACGAGGUACGCACACACUAACACGUACACGUAUGCGAAACAUAUCCAUUUACACGUAUUAGCAUUUAGAAACACGUGUAUAAAUGCGACGUGUGUAGAAUCGAGUGGCACCGGAGGAUGAUGAUGAUGAUGAUGAUGGUCGCUCGUGUUUAGCCGUAGAGAAAUUUAGCUUCUUUGCGACUCACGUGCGACGUCCCGUUUUAUCAUGAUUAGCCUUUCAUCUUGAACAAUUAUACGUCAGAGUUUCUUUUACAGAAUCUAAACGGAGAAAUCUGAAUAUAUUUUUUAUAAUGUUCUCUUGAUAAGAUAUUGAUGUAAAAAGUGCGAGAGAACAACCACAUCAAUUAGCAUGUUGAUUAACAUAACAAAUUAUUUGCAGGAAGAUAAUACUUGCAUAUUUGCAGAAAAUUUACAUAUUCCUAGUUUAGAUGUUUUUUAGACACGAUAACGCUCGUCACAUCGUUCGAGUGUGAAACGUGAGUCGCAGAGCGUUAACCAGGCAGAUCGUUCGUAGCGCUGGUCCGUUGUGUUUAUCAUAUAGUAUAUAUAUAAAAAUGUAUGAUAUAAUCAUGAGCAGUAAAAGUGCAGUAAAAGAAACGAGAGAAAGAGAGAUGAGUGACUUAGGGAAUUACGAGGAAAAAAAGCUUAGAUCACUCUGUCUCUCUCUAUAUAUAAAUUAUUAUACCUACGAAUAUACGUUAUAUACAUACACCAGAAGACUAAAUCCAUAGGUGUUAAUAUCGCAGGUACGAGUUAUCGCCGUCAUUGUUAAUUUUUUGGGGAUCUGUUUGUUACGCGUCGUUCACACACAUACAUGCAUAUAUAUAUAUAUAUAAAAUAAAAUAUAGCGCCGAUCCCCCCCGUGAGGAAGCUACGCAAUACGCAUAAACGCCUAGGAAAAUACAUAAUAUUACGCUCAUUAUAUAUUGCUCAUGUAUUGUAUCAUUAUUUGCCGCCAAAAUGGAUCAUGAAAACGCCGCACUUUGAGAAUCGACGUCGGCGUCAGUGGCGGACGGUGAAGUUCUCGUCUUUCGAGACCUAAAACUUAAUAAUUUUCAUGAGACUUUGAUACGCAAUCGGAGAGUAUUAAAAUAAACGUAAUGCGCUAAGAUAAAAAAAGCAAUGUUAAGUUAUAAGAUUAAAGAAGAAAGACAUAUUUUUGAAGAUUAUUACGCGCGAUUGUUUGAGUUGGACCUCAAAUUCAAAUUUCGACAGUUUUCGCGUGAUUUUGCCAUCUGCCGCCAUUCGCCGGCGUCCUGGCACUUUUCUUUUGGACUUUUCUUUUGCAGAAUUUCGGCGAACGCACUCACGAGAACUCGUUUCCCGAAUCUCGACGCGACGUUGCCGCGGUGACGGAAUGAGAUACUUUAGAUAAUUUCAUAAAUUGUAGAACGAUUUUGUACUUAGUUCCUAUUCACCCGAGAUGAAUUGUGACAAGCGUCUGACUUUGUAAUUCCCACGCAUGCAACGCGAUUAAGUUAAAGCAUUUUUCGUUCGUUGAAGAGUUAUUGUUUGUAAAAUCGUAAUUUCCAUUCACAUUGCUGAGUGAAUAACGACCGAUGGUCAGAAAUUUCCGCUUAUUUGUUAAUUCAUUCAUGGAUUCAUGGUCAGAAAUUUCUGCUCAUUUGUUAAUUUAUUCAUGGAUUCAUGGUCAGAUUUGCUUCCGUGUUAAAUUCUUAAAUGUGUAAAAUGUGUUAAUUCAUGCAUCUACUUUUAUAGAUAUGUAGUAGAUAUAAAAGUAUAUAGAGAAUUCUUAUAUGUUUAAAAUAUCAGAGAAUUUUAAUAUCAAUGCUAUCAAUUAUAACGUUGGGCGAAACUCUUACAUAAUUUAAUAUUAAAAAGAAAGAAGAACAUAUUUAUAAUCCAAAUGUUACGAACUAAGGGGCUUUUUAAAUUUUAACGACGCAGUAAUCCGCGUAUACGGUAAAAGUUUCCUCUUUGUUAACUCUAUAAACAAACCUAUUCUAAAUUAUCUAAAAUGUUAAUAAUUUUAUUUACUUUAUAUUUAUAUGUAUUAUCAAUUUUAGGAAAAAACAUUUUAAAUUAAAAGAUAUUACGGAUAUGUAAUAUCUCUUUUUCACGCACUUGCCGAGAUCUAGUCAGCAGUGAAAAUAAUUGACAAUUCAAUUUUCCGAAGUGAACCGAAUUCGGAAGGCUCUCUUUGUUUUCGCGAUCGCGCUCGUCUGCGAGCCUCUCUUCCGUUACGCAACGGAAUCGAGGCGUUCUCCCGACCGCGCCUGGAUCCUUCCGGAUCUUUCGCGAUUGGCCGGAAGUCAUUGGCCGUUUCCGGUUUCGCGCGCCUACGUGUUACCCGCUCGCUGAGCUCCGAGGCUCCAGGUGAAAUUACGCGGGCGACGGAGGACGCGGACGGAGCGGAGGAGGAUGCUCUCGCGCGAAGAGACGCGCUGCAACGCGCUUGCCGAAGAGCUCGCCCGCGUCUCUCUUCGUGCAUUUCCGCCCGCGUUCAUCCAUCAUUAAGCUCGGCGAACUUUCACUCGGAUAUUAGAGACGAUGACGAGCGGGCCGGUUAGUUAAUUCGAGACGCUCGUGGACAACGCGCGCGCGCCAUCAUUACCCUUAUUAUAUUUCUGUCGAAGCUAAUCACGGUGCGAUGAACCGCGUGCGAAGACCGCUGGCUUCUCGCACUGCAUGGGAACGCCGGGAAAGUGUCACAAACGAAAGUACCGUGGAUCAUUUAUUUUUGUAUGUACACUCUCGCGGCUUUUCCGAGACAAGUUUUUCGAAUAAAAGUCUCUCGAUCAAUCGAAGUCCACAUUGAAUGUUCUCGAAGCUCGAUGUUCCGGAUUACAGAAACUUGAAACUUGAAAGUUCAUUCUAAAUGUCGAUGGGAUAAGGACCUUGAACGGGCUCUCGAAUAUCCAAUUAUUAGAUGAUAGCUUUGAACGCUCGAACCCACAUGGAAUCUUCAGGCCUUGCACUCUUAGAUUCUUACGCUGUCGAUGAGAAUUCUUCAACGACCGGCGGGAUGUGAGUCCUCGGUUCCUUGAUAUCUUGAGUUCUUGCAUCCUCGCGCCUCUCUCGAUCUCCAUAUUGCCUUUGCAUUCGUCUUUCAGCAUUUCUUUCUACGCUCAUUAGAUUAUUGUAAUGAUAUAAAUGAGGAAGGAAGUAGAUUUUACUAAUUACCAAGCAUAGAUUCAUUCGCACAUCGAUCUUAUCCAAACGGGCAUUAUUUCGGGAUGCGUUGUCGCAUUUAUUAUACUUGACUGUUUGAUAAUUGUGCUUCGACAAAUGAGAUUGAUUAACAGUCGAGCGUUAGGCAGUUCCCACCGCUUCUUUUGUAUGCAUUUGAGGGAGGAGGUGUCGCGUGUUGAGAACGCGAUAGAAACUAAGUAGAUAUUUGUAGCUUACGGGACUAUCCCGUAAGACGGCCACAUAUCAUUUACAUAUCAAUCAACGUAACGUUGUAAUCAACGACGCAACGAGAAACCUAUACAUAUCAUAAAGUGUGCUCUAUUGUAUAUUAGGUGAUUAGUCUAAGGCGCGGAGAUGAGAUGGCGCGUAAUAUAAGCUAAUUCUAUAUAUAUGAGACACAUAUGUAUAUACAAUAUAUUAAUAUAUUAUGCAUCCUUUGAGAGGCGAACGUGUUCGUCGCUCUUUGAAAACGGGGCGAGAGAGGUCACUCGCGCGCCCUUAUCAGCCGCGAAUGUCCUCCCCUUGAUCCGUAAGUGCGCAAGUACUUGGUUCGUUGCGGUCGCGAGUCGAGUCUUGAAAAUCCGUUAACGUCGCAUCAAUUUAUAUUCUAGAUUACUUAAAGUUGGCGAUUCUCAAGAUUCAAGUCGCGGAGACAAGGCGUAGGGACGUGAAACGUUUUCUUGAGCAUUUCCUUUCUCCCCGAUAUAAAAAUCUAACAAUUAUGUGUAAUUAUGCUAAUAAAACGUUUUUUGUUACAUGAUAAAUGCAUGAAUACCUAAUUUAUCAUCCAGGUGCUCGUAAAAUAAAAUAAAAUACGAAAACUUUUUCUUAUAUUCUUAACGUAUUAGCAAAAGAAUUGGAUUAAUCUUGAAAGAACUCGCGCACUUCUGGGCUUUGUUCUUGCCCACGGAGCGACGUCGUUUCGCCGCGAAAUGGAAUCGCGCGACUCAGCAGCCAAUAUCCUGUACGAUAAUAAAAGCAAGCAAGAAGAAGAAACGAGACAUAGGUAAAUGCGAGCACGCGCGGCUCAAUAAAAGCUAAGAACGAGGACGAUCUCCAACCCAGCGAAUCGUCGAUUACUUUUCCGCUUGGAGACCAAAAUGCGGCAUACACCUGAUGUUACGCGUCCCCAAACAAACGCACGGGGUGACUACCUAAGAAUAGAGUAUUUAUUAAUCAUGUAUAAAGCAGAUCCCAAAAGAAAUUCAGCCCAUCCCCCUUCCCCGUGUCCCUGCCUCGUCCGGGAGAGUAUAUUCAUGUAUAUGUAUUGCAGAAGCGUUACUGUAUAUUAUGACAUUAUACGUGUAUAAUUGACAAACGAAAAAAAAGAGAUGUUGAUUGUAAAUGUUAAAAAUAAACGGUGUAUAAAAACGA